AUGUUGCAUUUGCAUAAUAGAUACGUACAAUCUUUUAAAACUGCAAUGGAAAGUAUCUCUCUCGAUGUCCCAGAUUACAAUGUAGUAAUUCAUGCCAGCAGGGUACCUGACGGUGAACACCGUGGACGGUAUAAUGCUCCUUCUACCAGUGAAGUAGCAGUUGUCAUUGCUGGACAACAAUUUGACAAAAGGGAUAUCGUUCUUCGAAGCCGCCACGAAAAUCUCCACAAAAUUUCCGAACUACAUCGUUCAUAUGACAGUCUUCAAUAUCCAUUGAUGUUUUGUCGAGGUGAAGACGGAUACACAAUUGAUAUUCCCCAAGUUAAUCCUUCUACAGGAGACAGAGUACAGAAGAAAGUUUCAUGUAUGAAUUAUUAUUGCUAUCGUUUAAUGGAACGCCAUAAUCAUUAUAAUGUUUUACUAAGGUACGGAAUGUUACUGAAUCAAUAUGUUGUAGAUCAGUAUGCUAAACUAGAAUCAGAACGUUUAGCUUUUAUACGAAAUAACCAAACACAAUUACGCACAGAAAAUUAUAUACACUUACAGGAUGCUUUACAUUCUAAUGAACACACGACAAACAAUAUUGGGCAGCUGGUAAUAUUACCGUCAUCUUUUACUGGCGGACCAAGAUACUUACACGAAAAAACUCAAGAUGCCAUGAACUAUGUCAGGAAUUACGGUAAACCUGACCUCUUCAUUACUAUGACCUGUAAUCCUAAUUGGAAAGAAAUAAAAGAUAAUCUGCAUUCCACCGCAACACCUCAAGACCGAUAUGACAUUUUAAAUCGUAAACGUAUUUGGUCCGACACGCUGUCACAUGUAUACGGUGGAGUGGCAAAAACGUGGCCACAUAUACAUUUGCUUUUGUGGCUGACAAAUAAAAUCAGGCCCGACCAAAUUGACACAGUUAUAACGGCAGAAUUACCAGACCAAGACGAAGACCCAACAUUGUAUGACAUCGUGGUAAGGAACAUGAUUCACGGACCCUGUGGAGCUUUAAACCCUAACUCGCCAUGCAUGCAUGAGGGAAAAUGUUCAAAAAAAUUCCCAAAACCAUAUCAGAGUCAAACUUCAACUGGUGAUGAUGGCUAUCCAAAGUAUAGAAGAUUAUCACCAGAGGAAGGAGGACGCAAGGCUGCUAUUCGUAAUUACGAAAUUGAUAACAGAUGGGUAGUGCCUUACAAUAAACUAUUAUUAAAAAUUUUCGAGGCGCAUGUUAAUGUAGAACUUUGCAGUUCCGUGAAAUCAAUAAAAUAUGUCACUAAAUACAUCAAUAAAGGAAGUGACCAGGCUACGUUUAGUUUACAUUCUACAAAUGAAGUAGAACAAUUUCAAUCUGGCCGCUACAUUUGUAGUUCUGAAGCACUAUGGCGGAUUAUGUCCUUCAAUAUUCAUGAAAGAGCACCAACUGUCACACACCUCGCUGUUCAUUUAGAAAACGGACAGCGGGUGUAUUUCACUGAAAAUAAUGUAAAUGACAUUGUGAAUAAUCCAAGAGAUACUACUUUAACAGCGUUUUUCAAACUAUGUGCAGAGGACGACUUCGCAAAAACUCUGACCUACGACAAGGUGCCUGCCUAUUAUACCUGGAAUCAAAAUACGAAAAAAUUCCAACGACGAAAGCAGGGGGCGGUAGUUCUCGGGUACCCUGGCGUGAGAAAAACAGAUGCUCUUGGAAGGGUGUACGUGGUACACCCUAAUAAUGCAGAAUGUUUUCAUUUGCGGUUGUUACUCCACGUUAUAAAAGGCCCUACUUCGUUUAGAAGUCUCCGCACUUUUGAAGGUGUAACUUACGACACAUUCCAAGGGGCUUGCAAAGCUAUGGGCCUCCUCGAAGAUGACAGUCACUGGGAGAGUACGCUCUCUGAAGCAGCCAUAUGCUGUUCACCAAAAUCACUUAGGUGCCUUUUUGCCAUUAUGAUAUCGUUCUGCCAAAUCAUGGACCCGCAUCUUCUUUGGCAAAACUAUCAGGAAAGUAUGUCCGAAGAUAUACUGCAACGCAGACGACAAGAACUAUCAUCAGAUGAUUUAGAGUACGACCAAAAUAUUUUUGAUGAAGCUUUAAAUGAAUUAAAUAAAGAGGUCGUAUCUCUAUCAGGUAAAAGUAUAAAAGAUUUUGGUUUUAACUUGCCGUUAAAUUCAAAUCUUUAUGCAAUGAACAACAUCGAGGAUUUACGAGAGACUGACUAUGAUUACACCCAACUCUUACAGACAAUUCAAGAUGAACAUCGCUUAAAUCCAGAACAAAAAAUUGUUUACGACCAAAUAUUGUCAUCAGUUAAUAGUAAUGAAGGGAAAAUGUUCUUUCUAGAUGCACCCGGGGGCACGGGUAAAACAUUUAUAAUUAAUUUAUUAUUAGCAAAAGUAAGGUCUGACAGAAAAAUUGCUCUUGCCGUGGCGUCGUCCGGUAUUGCAGCCACACUUUUGAAAGGCGGGCGAACUGCACAUUCCACUUUCAAACUACCUUUAAAAAUUUGCAGUGACGACGUCUCUAGCGUUUGUAACAUCUCAAAACAGAGUAAAACAGGUAAUGGUGCAUUUCAAUCCGGAAAUGUUAAAAUCAAUCUUAGUAACCUAUGUGCUUUGGUUCAAAAUGUGGAAGAAUUGGUUGAGACCGUAUAUCCCGAUAUUACUAAUAUAACUACAAAGACUUUAUGUUGGUUUAAGGAAAGGGCUAUAUUGGCACCUACUAAUGAACAGGUUGAUAAAAUUAAUCAUUUAAUUAUUUCCAAGUUUGAAGCACCAUCACAGAUAUACUAUUCAGUUGAUACAGUUUUGGAUACCGCAGAGGCAGUACAUUAUCCAACUGAAUUUUUGAAUUCUUUAGUUCCUCCCGGAAUUCCUCCACACAAGUUAAUAUUAAAAGUGGGUUCACCAGUGAUAUUACUUAGAAAUUUAAAUCCCCCAAAAUUGUGUAAUGGCACGAGACUCAAAAUAGUUAAAUUAAAAAACUUUCUAAUCAAAUGCACUAUUUUAACUGGCUGUGGUACUGGUGAUACUGUUUUAAUUCCCAGAAUACCGAUGAUUCCCUCCGAAUUACCCUUCCAAUUCAAAAGACUGCAAUUUCCAAUCAAAUUAGCCUUUGGUAUUACUAUUAAUAAGGCACAAGGCCAAACUUUAAAAGUUGCAGGAAUAGAUUUAACUGAUCAAUGUUUUUCUCACGGCCAGUUAUAUGUUGCCCUUUCAAGGGUGACAUGUAAAAAUAAUCUGUUUGUGUUUACUAACAAUCCGUCAGAAGUAAUGAACGUUGUGUAUAAGGAAAUAUUUCAAUAG
This is a messenger RNA of Melitaea cinxia (Glanville fritillary), 3273 nucleotides long. RefSeq lists its product as uncharacterized. NCBI's taxonomy places the organism in Eukaryota, Metazoa, Arthropoda, Insecta, Lepidoptera, Nymphalidae. Gene Ontology annotation, biological process: DNA repair; telomere maintenance. The coding region runs from base 1 to 3273 and encodes 1090 amino acids. The transcript has 3 exons. The record is from RefSeq and is a predicted model, not a curated record. Gene Ontology annotation, molecular function: DNA helicase activity.